UGCUGGUUUCCAUUUUUCAUGGAAGCAGCGAAAUCUUGCUGGUAAUUCUCUGCAAAAAUCGCUGGCAUUCUAAGAAAUCCUUCCGCCAAGCUUCGUCGAAUGUCCAUAGAAACCCUAGAUCGAUAGAUAGUCUUCUGAUCCUCCUCGAUCGAGCGCUUUGAAGCCUGUAGUUUUUCUUGAAUUUCUCUUUUUCAUGGCGUCUCGCAGGAGAAUGCUUCUCAAGGUCAUCAUCCUUGGUGACAGUGGGGUUGGAAAGACGUCUCUGAUGAACCAAUAUGUAAAUCGGAAGUUUAGCAAUCAGUAUAAAGCUACCAUUGGGGCUGAUUUCUUGACUAAAGAAAUCCAAUUUGAGGACAGAUUGUUUACAUUGCAGAUUUGGGACACAGCAGGGCAAGAAAGAUUCCAGAGUCUUGGGGUUGCAUUCUACCGUGGAGCUGAUUGUUGUGUUCUUGUUUAUGAUGUUAAUGUCAUGAAAUCAUUUGAUAAUUUGAACAAUUGGCGCGAAGAAUUUCUUAUUCAGGCUGGCCCAUCCGACCCUGAGAACUUCCCGUUUGUAGUGUUGGGUAACAAGGUUGAUGUGGACGGUGGCAAUAGCCGUGUGGUAUCAGAGAAGAAGGCGAAAGCAUGGUGUGCAUCAAAGGGUAUUCCCUACUUUGAGACCUCUGCUAAGGAGGGAUUUAAUGUGGAGGCUGCUUUUGAAUGUAUAGCAAAGAAUGCUCUUAAGAAUGAGCCAGAGGAAGAAAUGUAUCUUCCAGACACCAUUGAUGUAACUGGAGGGGGCAGGCAGCAAAGAUCAUCAGGUUGUGAAUGUUAGAUGGACCAUCUGAAGCUGCAAUUCACUAUCUAUUUUUUUAUUCAGUUACAAUAAUUUUAUCAUGAUGCAUUCUGUAAUUUGUAUAAUGGUUUGGAAGAGGAAGUUGCCUUUAUAAUGUGAUGUAUGAUUGCUUGCUAUGAA
Dioscorea cayenensis subsp. rotundata (Guinea yam) is the source of this 955-nucleotide messenger RNA. Its product is annotated as ras-related protein Rab7-like. Gene Ontology annotation, molecular function: GTPase activity; GTP binding. The record is from RefSeq and is a predicted model, not a curated record. NCBI's taxonomy places the organism in Eukaryota, Viridiplantae, Streptophyta, Magnoliopsida, Dioscoreales, Dioscoreaceae. Gene Ontology annotation, cellular component: vacuolar membrane. The transcript is spliced from 7 exons. Bases 194 to 814 code for a protein of 206 amino acids.